Molecule: messenger RNA, 662 nt
Organism: Medicago truncatula (barrel medic)
Lineage: Eukaryota; Viridiplantae; Streptophyta; Magnoliopsida; Fabales; Fabaceae
Exons: 3
Coding region: 76-321 (81 amino acids)
Molecular function (GO): metal ion binding
Source: RefSeq, a predicted model, not a curated record
AACAUAAAUAGAGGGACUUUAGUAUAUAAUGUGAUCAAUCCAUUUUAUAUAUGUUACAUAAAAAAGUGAAAAUAAAUGGCUGAAACUCUCAAAAUUGUUUAUAUUGUGAUCCUUUUGGUUUCCCUAUGUCUUGUUGUUGUUGACGGCAUAUCGAUUUAUGUGCGAUGCGCAAGUACUAACGAGUGUUAUACAACAUUUAAGUUUGCUCCUCUAGGAAGUAUGAGGUGCGUUGAAGGUUAUUGUAAACACCUCAAAGAUUUUAAGGUGAAGACUCCUUUACAGAUAAAAGAAAUCACGCCUCUUCUUCUUCAUUUUCCUUAACUCACUCACGACAGCUAUGGUGAUUUUAUUUCUAUCAUAGUUAUGUAAAUUGACCAACCUCAAUUCCAUUUUACAUUAGCAAUCCUAGAAGCUUCAGUGAUGGACGAGAACCUCAAUUUCUAUUUAUCCCAUGUUAUCUCCUUGUUUAAGAUGUCAGCCCCCACUUCUUGUUUUCAUAAUAUUCAUUAUUUUUUUAUAUUUUUUUUAUCUGACAUCUCGUGCAAAUUUGGAUGUUGGAAUUAAACAUAUAAUGUGAUCGACUAUGAUGUUAUGUUUAAAUUUGGAUUGGACAUCCGGUAUUUCCCUAAAUCCCCAAUUGAAUAAAGUUUAAUUGCUUAUAA